CAUCCACUCACUCUUUACUGCUGCCUGCGAUGUGACUCCACGCCGCUCGCCCACUGGAAUAUCACCCCUCCGUGUGACAAGUGACAAGUGACGGAUUUUACGCGCACGCCACGCCGCUCGGUUUUCCAAAAUAAAAGGAAGCACUACGCGGCAGCGGCAAAUGCCUAUCAUGACUGUGGGAUUAAUACAGAUUAUGUGCGUGGUUACGGCGGUAUUCGCGAUGGAAGAAACACUGAUGGACACUCGGACCGCCACAGCAGAGCUCGGGUGGACGGCGUACCCUUCCUCAGGGUGGGAGGAAGUCAGUGGAUAUGAUGAGAACCUCAACACCAUCCGAACAUACCAGGUGUGCAAUGUCUUUGAAUCCAACCAGAACAACUGGCUGCUCACCACCUUCAUUGCUCGGCGUGGAGCUCAACGCAUAUACGUGGAGAUGCGGUUCACCGUCCGAGACUGCAGCAGCAUCCCGCGGGUUCCUGGAUCCUGCAAGGAGACCUUCAACCUCUACUACUAUGAGACGGACUCCGUGAUCGCCACCAAGGGAACAGCGUUCUGGAUGGAAGCUCCGUACCUCAAGGUGGACACAAUUGCGGCGGACGAGAGCUUCUCCCAGGUGGAUUUUGGCGGCAGGUUGAUGAAAGUGAAUACAGAGGUGCGGAGUUUCGGUCCGCUAUCCAAAAAUGGGUUUUAUUUGGCAUUUCAGGACUACGGCGCAUGCAUGUCCCUGCUGUCCGUACGUGUGUUCUAUAAGAAGUGUCCCAGCGUGGUGCAAAACUUUGCAAUCUUUCCCGAGACCAUGACUGGGGCAGAGAGCACCUCGCUUGUGAUUGCUCGAGGGAUGUGCAUCCCAAACUCGGAGGAAGUGGACGUCCCGAUAAAGUUGUAUUGUAACGGUGACGGGGACUGGAUGGUUCCGAUUGGGAGCUGCACCUGCAAGUCUGGAUUCGAACCAGACAGUGGGAACAUCUGUCGGGCGUGUCCUCCAGGGACAUUUAAGUCCAGUCAAGGGACAGGUAUGUGUCUUCAGUGUCCACCAAACAGCAGGUCCACAUCAGAAGCAGCCAUCAUCUGCGUCUGCAGAAACGGCUACUACAGAGCAGACGGAGAGCAGCCGGACAUGCCCUGCACCAGUGUUCCCUCUGGACCAAGGAACGUCAUAUCCAUCGUUAAUGAGACCUCCGUCACUUUGGAGUGGCACUCUCCGCGUGAGACAGGUGGACGUGAGGAUGUCGUUUACAAUAUUGUUUGUAAGAAAUGCCAGGCAGACCGGCGAUCGUGCUCUCACUGUGACGAUAACGUGGAAUUUGUCUCCCGCCAAUUGAGUCUGACCGAAACCAGAGUCUUCAUCAGUAACCUACUGGCUCACACACUCUACACAUUUGAGAUCCAGGCGGUCAACGGCGUCACCAACAAAAGCCCAUAUCCUGCUCAGCAUGUCUCCAUAGACAUCACAACCAACCAGGCUGCUCCGUCCAUUGUUCCGAUAAUGCAUCAGGUCAGUUCUACAAUGAAAAGCAUCACCUUGUCAUGGCCGCAGCCUGAACAGCCCAAUGGAAUCAUUCUGGAUUAUGAGCUAAGCUACUAUGAGAAGGAUCUGUCUGAGUUGAACUCUACACAGGUGAAGAGUCAGACAAACACAGUGCUUGUGGAUGGAUUACGACCAGGCACCAUUUAUGUGAUGCAGGUUCGCGCCAGGACAGUCGCUGGUUUCGGCAAAUACAGCAGCAAAAUGUGCUUCCAAACCCUAACAGAUGACGACUAUAAAUCAGAGCUGAGGGAACAGUUGCCGUUGAUUGCGGGCUCAGCUGCGGCUGGAGUGGUCUUCAUUGUGUCUCUUGUGGCCAUAUCUAUAGUCUGUAGCAGAAAACGAGUGUACAAUAAGGAGGCGGUGUACAGCGACAAACUCCAGCACUACAGUACCGGCAGAGAACUCUCUUUAAGGCCUGAUUUGUCAAACUGCCACACGCCAAUUGGCUGCCCGACCCUACCCGGUUCUCCGGGGAUGAAGAUCUACAUCGACCCCUUCACCUAUGAGGACCCCAAUGAAGCUGUGAGAGAGUUUGCCAAGGAGAUCGAUGUCUCAACUGUCAAGAUUGAAGAAGUUAUUGGGGCAGGUGAGUUUGGGGAAGUUUAUAAAGGUCGGCUCAAACUGCCUGGAAAACGAGAGAUCUAUGUUGCAAUCAAAACACUGAAGGCGGGCUAUUCUGAGAAGCAGAGACGGGACUUCCUGUCAGAGGCAUCAAUCAUGGGGCAAUUCGACCACCCCAACAUCAUUCGUCUGGAGGGCGUGGUCACCAAGAGCCGGCCAGUUAUGAUCGUUACAGAGUUCAUGGAAAACGGAGCUCUCGACUCCUUCCUUAGGCAAAAUGACGGGCAGUUUACAGUGAUCCAGCUGGUAGGGAUGUUGAGGGGUAUCGCAGCAGGGAUGAAGUAUCUGUCAGAGAUGAAUUAUGUCCACCGAGACCUCGCUGCCCGCAAUAUCCUGGUCAACAGCAACCUCGUGUGUAAGGUUUCGGAUUUUGGCCUGUCCCGUUAUCUGCAGGAAGACACCUCUGACCCCACCUACACCAGCUCACUGGGUGGAAAGAUUCCAGUGAGAUGGACCUCGCCAGAAGCGAUUGCAUACAGGAAGUUCACUUCUGCUAGUGAUGUCUGGAGUUACGGUAUCGUCAUGUGGGAGGUGAUGUCCUUUGGCGAGAGACCCUACUGGGACAUGAGCAACCAAGAUGUGAUCAACGCUAUUGAGCAGGAUUAUAGGCUUCCACCACCCAUGGAUUGCCCCACUGCUCUACACCAGCUGAUGCUCGACUGCUGGCAGAAAGAUCGCAAUGCUCGGCCGCGAUUUACGGACAUUGUCAACACACUUGACAAACUCAUCCGCAACCCCACAAGCCUAAAAGCAGUCGCCAGUAUACCCACUAUUCCGUCCCAGCCAUUGUUGGACAGAUCCAUUCCUGACUUCACCACCUUUAGUUCUGUAGAAGACUGGUUGGCUGCCCUUAAGAUGUCUCAGUACAGAGAUAACUUCCUUAACUCUGGCUUCACGUCCCUCCAGCUCGUAACCCAGAUGACUUCAGAGGAUCUGUUGAGGAUAGGUGUGACUCUGGCCGGCCAUCAGAAGAAACUCCUCAGCACCAUCCAGUCCAUGCAUCUGCAGAUGUCCCAAACCCCCACUGCACUGGCAUGACUACAAGGGGCGCCGGACGAUGGGCUGGGCAGCUUGCAGAAGAGGUACCAGCGGGUGAGCCCAAUCCCAUCGGGGCGCGCCAGAAUAGAGACUAUCAUCCUGAUCUGAGAACGUGUUUCAAGAGAGAAAUAAGAAUAAUCAUCCCAUAAUCAACAAACCAGACUGGACCAAACCUGGUCUGGACUGGACUUGCUGGGACUCACUGGGAGUCUGUUAACCUGUUGGCUGAGGGAAGGAAACGGGAUACCUGCCUCAUUGUCUGUCUGUCUGCCUAUUUGGACUACAUUUACAAGGGAAACUGAAGAAGUGGACUAUUUUACUUUCCGUUUCUUUGCAAAUUCGUCUCAUUGGAUGCACAUCCUACUUUUUUUUUCUUUGCGAUAUGUAUCAACAUAACAAAGAACUGCAUUUUUUUGUCCAUUUUGCCACAAUUUUGUCUCAUCGGACACACAUUCUGUGUUUUUGCCAUCUUCGCGAUGUUAAUCAGCAAACCACAACUAUUCAAAUUUUUUUCCGAUGAAAACACGUCUUUGUCUUUCCAUUUUUUCCAAGAUAAAGAGACCUAUUCCUUCAAUUGCCAUUGCUUCCCACUUAUACUACCUGUCGAUCUUGUUAUGGCCGACGUUGCCAAAGGACAU
Molecule: messenger RNA, 3825 nt
Organism: Xyrauchen texanus (razorback sucker)
Lineage: Eukaryota; Metazoa; Chordata; Actinopteri; Cypriniformes; Catostomidae
Product: ephrin type-B receptor 1-B-like
Exons: 16
Coding region: 161-3187 (1008 amino acids)
Biological process (GO): cell surface receptor protein tyrosine kinase signaling pathway; protein phosphorylation; axon guidance
Cellular component (GO): neuron projection; plasma membrane
Molecular function (GO): protein binding; ATP binding; transmembrane-ephrin receptor activity
Source: RefSeq, a predicted model, not a curated record